CGAUUGAUGCGUCAGGAUGACAGGAAAAUCAGCGCAAAAACAUAUUUAUCAGCAACCAGGAUUUUUUAAUCAGGUGAUUUGCGCUUCUCUCGGAUCCUUGAGUGGGAUCAUAGCAUCAACCGGAGGAACAUUUUCUGCGGUGGGAAUACCGUCCUUCGAACGGGAUGAAAAUGCUCCAUUCAUCAUGGGCGAAUCCGAAAAGGCGGCUUUCAACAGCGUUUUACUUCUAGCAAUGACGUUCGGCCCAAUCGUUGGCCCUUUCAUGACAACCCUGGAAGGCCCACGCACGAUCCUUCUGCUGCUAUUGCUGCCUAUAAUUGCGAGCUGGCUCAUGCUUGCAUUUGGAGACACCAUCUAUGUAUUUUUCAUUUCACGCACUAUACUUGGCAUGUGUGGCGGCAUUUCCAGUUCAAUCGGUCAGAUUUACCUCACGGAGAUAACUUCAGUAGAAGUCCGUGGAUUCAUUUCAUCCACUGGGAUGCUAGCCCAAUGCUGGUAUGCAUUCAUCGGUAGCGUGGCGGCAUUGUUCUUGUCUUGGCGUGGCUUAGCCAUCCUGAACGCCGUAUUGAUGACAGUCCAUCUGUUGCUCGCUUUCUUGUUUCCGGAAUCACCCACGUGGCUACUCCGGAAGUCGACUGAAAUGAAAGCCAGGCGAGCUUUAACGUUUCUUCGCGGUAAAGAAAACGUGGAGGUGGAACUGCUGGACCUUCAAUCCCGUGUUGCCAAGUCGAAGGUGCACUCACAGAAAUUUCUCGACUUGCUCGACCGC
Molecule: messenger RNA, 769 nt
Organism: Notodromas monacha
Lineage: Eukaryota; Metazoa; Arthropoda; Ostracoda; Podocopida; Cyprididae
Source: the annotation of a GenBank genome assembly